Messenger RNA from Anarrhichthys ocellatus (wolf-eel), 5577 nucleotides. It is a transcript of the gene tncb, whose product is annotated as tenascin Cb. Lineage: Eukaryota; Metazoa; Chordata; Actinopteri; Perciformes; Anarhichadidae. The transcript is spliced from 23 exons. Gene Ontology annotation, molecular function: protein binding. The record is from RefSeq and is a predicted model, not a curated record. The coding region runs from base 482 to 5563 and encodes 1693 amino acids. Gene Ontology annotation, biological process: regulation of cell adhesion; neuron projection development.
UUGAGGCGUCCCGUUUCAGCUCCUUCGCUUUCAGUCACAAUGCUGUGGAGAGGGUGAAUGGGUGGGGGGCAUUUAAGAGAGCAGUAGGUGGGAGUGGAGUCUGACCGCAGAGGGUCUACUGUUUAAGAGAACGGGAACUCACUCCCUCCCUCCCUCUCUCUCACUCUCUCACUCUGCCGCUCUCCGUCUCUCUCUUCUCACUGGCUGCACAACAUCAGCCGGCUCUCUAGGUAGACUCGAGUAAACACUAAGAGAACAGAGGGAAGAGAGAAGAUGUCAGAGCUGUCAGCGUUCUGAGAGAUACACACCGGUGAGAACGUUUGUCGGGGCAGGCUGAUAAGGAGGUCUUCAACGCCUGCUUCUGCUUACAUUUUCUAAUCAGUGGAGGAGCCGUGAGCAUUGCGCCCGUGAGACAAAAACACCUAUUUGAACCCUGAAUAGUCUGCACGAAGCUGCUACUUCCUCAGUGUCAGGGGUCGUCAUGGGGAUGAAAGGCUUCAUCUUUGGCUGCGUGACCGUGGCCCUGCUCCUCGAGCUGUCCAACGCCGGCCUGGUCAAGAAGGUCAUCCGCCACCGUAGGGAUGCUCUGGCGCCUAUGAAAACCCAUGAGAACCUCACCCUGCCCCAACCGGACCAGCCAGUGGUGUUCAACCACGUUUACAACAUCAACGUCCCCACCACGUCCCUCUGCUCCGUGGACCUUGAAUCUCCCAGCGAAUCCGAGCUCAAACACAAGGGUGCCCCGAUUGACAUGCAGAACACCGAGCACAUGGAGCACACGGUGGACGGCGAAAAUCAGAUCGUCUUCACCCACCGCAUCAAUAUCCCCAAGCAGGCGUGCGGCUGCAACAACCAGCUGCCGGACAUCAAGGAUAUCCUGAACAGGCUGGAGAUGCUGGAGUCAGAGCUGUCUAGUCUGAGAGAGCAGUGCAGCAGUGGGACGGGCUGCUGUGGAGCUCAGAUUACGGGUGAAGUGUCCAGAAAGCCCUACUGUAAUGGCCGUGGGAAUUGGAGCACCGACACUUGCAGCUGCGUAUGUGAACCUGGAUGGAAGGGCCCCAACUGUACCGAACCAGAAUGCCCCAAUGACUGCCAGGACCAGGGCCGCUGUGUGGAUGGCAAAUGUGAGUGCUUUGAGGGCUUCGGAGGUGACGACUGCAGUAUUGAGCUCUGUCUGCUGGACUGCGGUGACUAUGGGCACUGUGUCGAAGGGUCCUGUCUCUGCGAGGACGGCUUCAUCGGUGAGGACUGCGCCCAGACCAACUGCCUCCAUAACUGCCUGGGACGUGGACGAUGCGUAGAAGACGAGUGUGUUUGCGACGAGCCAUGGACAGGCUUUGACUGCUCCGAACUCAUCUGUCCGAAUGACUGUUAUGACCGCGGACGCUGCAUCAAUGGAACCUGCUACUGCGAAGAUAGCUACACUGGCGAAGACUGCAGUGAGCUCACUUGCUCUGGCAACUGUAACAACCGUGGCAUAUGUGUGAAUGGCCAGUGUGUGUGCCAGACCGGCUACAGUGGAGAGGAUUGCUCGAAGCUCACCUGUCCCAAGAACUGCAACGAGAGAGGCCAUUGCUUUAACGGGAAGUGCAUCUGUGAUCCAGGAUUUGAGGGUGAAGAUUGCUCAAUCCUCUCAUGCCCUGACAACUGCAACAACAGGGGCCAGUGCAUUGAUGGAGAAUGUGUAUGUAAUGUAGGAUACCAAGGCGAAGACUGUAGCGAGCUCUCUUGCCCUAACAAUUGCCAAGACCAUGGCCGCUGCGUCAACGGAGAGUGCAUGUGUGACAGAGGCUACGCCGGGGAGGAGUGCAGCAUCAAGACCUGUCCAAAAGCCUGCAUGGGCCGCGGAGAGUGCGUGGAAGGCAAAUGCAUGUGCUUCGUUGGCUUCACUGGUAAAGAAUGUGGCAAGCUGACCUGCCCUAAUGACUGCCUGGACCGCGGUCACUGUGUGAACGGACAAUGUGUUUGUCAUAAGGGUUUCACUGGUGAGGACUGCAGUGAGAAGACGUGUCCCAAGAACUGUCUUGAUCGAGGUUACUGUGUAGAUGGCAACUGUGAGUGUUAUGAAGGUUUCACCGGGCCGGACUGCUCCAUACUGACUUGUCCAAAUGACUGCCAGAACCAGGGACACUGUGAGAAUGGAGUAUGUGUUUGCAACGAGGGCUUCAUUGGAGAGGACUGCUCUGAAGUCUCGCCACCCAAGGACCUGACAGUGGUGGAGGUCACCCCAGAGACGGUGGACCUGUCCUGGGAGAAUGAGAUGCAUGUGACCGAGUACCUGAUCACCCACGUCCCAACGGCCCCUGGAGGUCUUGAGCUGGAAGCUCGAGUGCCCGGGGACCAGAAGAUGACCACUAUUCGGGAGCUUGAGCCUGGCAUAGAGUACCUGAUCAGUGUCUAUGCUGUGCUCAACAACAAGAGGAGUCUUCCUGUCAGCGCUCGGGUGGCUACACAUCUGCCUGAGCCUGAGGGGCUUAAGUUCAAGUCAGUGAGGGAGACAUCAGUGGAGGUGCAGUGGGACCCGUUGGACGUUGCCUUUGAUGGCUGGAACCUCAUCUUCAGAAACACAAAAGAAGAAGAUGGUGAGAUUCUUAACUCCCUCGGACGUCCAGAGACCACCUUUGAGCAAUCGGGCCUGGGCCCCGGCCAGGAGUACGAGGUCAAGCUGGAGGUGGUGAAGAACAACAAGCGUGGACCGCCUGCCUCCCAGAACGUCGUCACAAUGAUCGAUGCCCCCAGCCAGGUGGACGUACGCGACGUGACGGACACCACGGCACUGGUGACCUGGUCCCAGCCCGUGGCUGAGGUGGACGGGGUCAGCGUCUCCUACGGGCCCAGCUCCAACCCCACUGAUCGCACCGUGGUGGAGCUCUCCUCCACCGACGCCCAGUACCACCUGGGAGGCCUCACCCCCGACACCCAGUACGAGGUGUCCCUGUCGGCUCGGAGGGGAGAGCGGACCAGCAUUCCUGUCCACGAGUCUUUCCUCACAGACCUGGACGCCCCCAGAGACCUGCAGACAGUGGAGCUGACGGACGAGAGUAUCACUCUCGAGUGGAAGAACAGCCAAGCACCGGUGGAAAACUACCGCAUCAAGUACGGACCUCUGUCUGGUGGUGAGCACGGAGAGCUGCUCUUCCCCCCGGGACCCAAGGAGACCACCCAGGCCAAGAUCACCGGCCUGAGACCUGGCACCGAGUACGGGAUGGGUGUGACCGCGGUGACGGACGAGCGGGAGAGUCUGCCGACGACCACCAACGCAGUGACCGCCCUGGACGCUCCCAAGGACCUGACCGUGGCAGAGGUGACGGAGACCACCAUGAUGCUGGAGUGGAAACGCCCCGUGGCCAAACUGGACUCCUUCAGACUGGUUUAUGUGUCCGCCGACGGCCACAGGGCUGAGGACGUGGUCCCAGGUAGCUCUGAGUCCCACAUCCUGAGGGGCCUUACACCCGGCAUGCUGUACACCAUCAGUAUCAUCGGCGAAAGGGGCCGCAGGACCAGCGCACCCACCACCAUCUCAGCACCCACAGAGGAGGAGAAGCCUGUGGUGACCAACGUCACCGUCAGCGACGUAUCGUGGGACAGCUUCCUCCUGUCCUGGUCUGCUGAGGACGGGGCGUUCGAGGCCUUUCUGAUCGAGGUUACCGAUGCAGAGACGGGCGCCGAGUGGCAAAACCACACGGUGCCCGCCGAUGCUCGCAGCCUCGCCAUCUCUGGCCUGUCCUCCAUCACCUGGUACAGGGCCAAUCUGUACGGGGUGUACAGGGGGGCACUCUUAGACCCUGUCUUUGCAGACACCAUCACAGAGGCCGAACCAGAGGUGAAGGCUCUCCUAGUCUCCGAUGUCGCCACUGAAAGCUUUAGGCUGGCCUGGACGGCUGAAGAGGACGCCUUCGACACCUUUGUCGUGAUGGUCAGCGAGGCCGAGGGCCCGGGCCAGCCGAGCGAGCUGGUGCUGGGCGGCGAGGAGCGCAGCUCGGCCAUCACAGAUCUCACCGAGGACACCGAGUACAGAGUUGAAAUCUUUGGGCUCGUUUUGGGGAGACGCUCCAAGUCUUUAGAGGAGGGGGUGAGAACAGACCUGGGCUCGCCCAAGGGCAUCCGCUUCUCCGACGUCACCGACACGUCCGCCACAGUCCACUGGGUGGUUCCAAAGGCUCGGGUGGACAACAACAGGGUGACUUAUGUGCCUGCUCAUGGAGGUAAUGCUAAGACGCUGACAGUGGACGGCUCUGAGUCUCAGACUGUGCUGCCCAACCUGACCCCCGGGGUCACCUAUGAGGUCACUGUCGUCGCUAUCAAGGGUCAAAAGGAGAGUGAGCCUGGAUCAGACAGCGUCACCACAGCUCUGGAUAAGCCCCGUGGUCUAACUGCAAUCAACAUCACAGACACCGAAGCUCUGCUGCUCUGGCAGCCCGCCAUCGCAAUCGUAGACGGCUACGUCAUCACCUAUAGUGCAGACUCAGUGGCUCCAGUGAUGGAGCGUGUGUCGGGAAACGUGGUGGAGUUUGACAUGAGUUCUCUGACACCGGCCACACACUACACUGUGAAGGUGUACGCUGUGAGGGACAUGGCCAAGAGUGCGGCCACUACGACCGAGUUUACCACUGAUGUGGACGCCCCUCAGGACCUGGCAGCCAGUAACAUCCAGACAGAGAACGGCAUGCUGACCUGGAAGCCACCUCGCGCUGACAUCACGGGUUACAUCCUCAGCUUCGAGGCUGCAGACGGCACCAUCCGUGAGGUGGUCCUGAGUCCCACUGCUGUCUCCUACACCAUGGCUCAGCUCAGCACCUCAACAGAGUAUUCAGUAAAGCUGCAGGCCAUUGCUGGUCCAAAGAGAAGCAGAGUCAUCACUACUGUCUUCACCACCACUGGCGUACUGUACCGAUUCCCCAGGGACUGCUCUCAGGCCCUACUGAACGGCGACACCACAUCAGACCUGUAUACCAUCUAUCUGGGUGGAGAUGACAGCCAGCCGAUCCAGGUCUACUGCGACAUGAGCACUGAUGGAGGCGGAUGGAUUGUUUUCCUCAGACGACAGAGUGGUAGACUGGAGUUUUUCCGCAACUGGAAGAAUUACACAGCCGGCUUCGGUGACAUGAAUGAUGAAUUCUGGCUGGGUCUUUCCAACCUGCAUAAGAUCACAGCUGGAGGUCAGUACGAGCUGCGAGUGGACCUGAGAGACAAGGGAGAAACAGCCCACGCUCAGUACGACAAGUUCUCUAUCUCUGAACCUCGGUCCCGCUACAAAGUCCACGUGGGAGGAUACAGUGGAACAGCAGGUGACUCUAUGACCUACCACCACGGGCGUCCGUUCUCCACUUACGACCAUGAUAACGACAUCGCUGUCACCAACUGUGCCCUGUCUUAUAAGGGAGCCUUCUGGUAUAAGAACUGCCACCGUGUCAACCUUAUGGGACGAUAUGGAGAUAACAGUCACAGCAAGGGUGUGAACUGGUUCCACUGGAAAGGCCACGAGCACUCGAUCGAGUUCGCUGAGAUGAAGAUCAGGCCGUCCAACUUUAGGAACCUGGAGGGAAGGAGGAAACGGUCAUAGACGAUCCACCGACA